Messenger RNA from Limulus polyphemus (Atlantic horseshoe crab), 2366 nucleotides. RefSeq names its product WD repeat-containing protein 60-like. The transcript is spliced from 20 exons. Gene Ontology annotation, cellular component: cytoplasmic dynein complex. Bases 258 to 2366 code for a protein of 702 amino acids. Gene Ontology annotation, biological process: intraciliary transport. Gene Ontology annotation, molecular function: dynein heavy chain binding; dynein light chain binding. The record is from RefSeq and is a predicted model, not a curated record. Lineage: Eukaryota; Metazoa; Arthropoda; Merostomata; Xiphosura; Limulidae.
GUUUGCAUUCCAGAAGAAACAUGAUUGCGAGCAUUAGAAAUAUUGAGUUUGUUAAAAUUUGUUAUUGAUAAUAAAUGUGUAAUGUUUAAGAGGUGUAUAACCUCCAUUUUUGAUGUAAUUUAAACACAGUACUAGUCGAGCCUCCAGAUCAGUGUUCUACUGUAAUGGAUAUCCAGAUGGUUUAAAUCAGGAUACUGUUUUGAGAUACUAAUGCUACAAUAGUGAAGGAAUUCUUGUGCUAGACAUAACCAUAAAUAAUGCCAUCUGACAGUCGUAAGCACAAGUCAUUUGAAGGAACUUGGGGAGCACAAGAACUUUCACAGCGUUUCAUGAGUACCAGUACUUCAAAUGUUAAGGAGUCCAGUAGACAAAGAGAUGGCUCAAGACGUAAGGAGAAGAAUCACACUAGCUCUCCUCAUAAACCGAGCACUGACAGUCACACUUCUCGAAAAGAUGCCAGAGAUAAAAUCAUCGAUAGUCAAGCAACAAAACGAAGAGACAGCAAAGUACGAGAGGAAUCCAAGACAAGACAAAAAGAGAAAACUGUAAUUCCAAACACCAGAAGUGUAACAAAGCCAGACAAAGUAAAGACAAGCCAGCCAACUUUGGAGAAACAACGAGAAUCACUGAGAUCAGAUGCAAAUACUAUGAAACGUAAUGAAAAGAAAGGUGUAAAAGAAGAGCAACAUAAUAGCAUCAAACAUAAAAUAGGUACUAGUAGUACUAAGAAGGAAGAUGAAAGAAGUAGAACAAGAACUAAGCAGCCUCAUGAUCAAGCUAAAGACCCCAUGUAUGACAAGAAAAGAAGAGAUAGCAGAAUUGAAAAGAAACAAAUUAGUGGGUACAAAGAAAAUAGGUCAGCAUAUGAAAAUAAAAGUUUAGAAAAGUCAAGAGAAAAAUCAAGAAGAAGUAGUGAAAAGUCACCAACAAAACAGAGUUUAGAGAAGUCAAGAGAAAAAUCAGGAAGAAGCAGUGAAAAGUCUUCAGGAAAACAAAAUCUAGAAAUUGGUAGAGAAAAAUCUGCGAAAACAAGCGAAAAAGGGAACAGAGACAAAUCCAGUAAAGGAGUCAGGCCAAAGUCUUCAAAACCUAAGAGUGCCCGACCAAGAACUGCAGCUCCUGAAGCUGAAGAAAUAGAGGAGGAUAUAAUAGUAACAACAGAGAAAACUGAAGAUCAAGAAGUAGAAGAGUUUAUUAAUCCCGAGGAAGUUUUAGACAAGGAAAAUGGAGAGACGAUUGAGAUAUUGCCAGACCAGUAUGAACAGAAAGAAAAAUUUGUUGAACUUGCAGACAAUGAACCUGAUCCAAAAGGAGAUUAUGAUGACUAUGAUUACGGUGAUGAAGAGUUUGAGGACUACGACUCAGACUUUGAAGAAGAUUCUGGAAGUGAACCUGAUGAUGAAGAGCAAAGUAAUGAAGGAGGAGCAGAGAAUGAGGAAGCUCCAGACAGUGGAAUAUAUAAGGAAGAACCAGAAAUUACAUAUACAAGACCUCCUUUACAUCACUCCCACUCUGCCACAGCUGAAGAAUCAGUACAAAACAGAUAUUUAGAGGAUGAAAAUAUCCAUGUAGUUGGACGCAGAGAACCACCUCCAUCUCCUGAAAACAAUGGAGAAAGUGUCAGUUUAGGAAAUCACAAGCAAGAACCAUCUUUAGAGGUAUCAUCUGGACGACCACAGACAGCUAGGACCUUUAUCAAUUUUUCUUCUGCCAAGAAACAUCAAGAAAAAGACAAAGUAUUAAAUAAAAUUAUGAAACGAGGAGUAGAAGUGUUGGAGUUUGUAACGCUGGAUAGUUUAACUUUUGAUCUGUUUGAUUUGCCUCCUGUUAAAUAUGAAAUUUACAUCCGUAACUUUGGCCGAUCAAACACAAAACAGGUGACUGUACAAACUGAUAACUUUGAAGAUGAAGAAAUACAGACUAAUGAAAUCGACAAUAGAGACAAAUGGACUCAGAAACCUCCUCAUGAUCACUUAGGAGUAGGAGGUGAUAUGGAUCGCACUGUGUCUGGAGGAGUAGGAUGGAGCAGUGUAGUUCAAACAGAUGCCGUCCAGUUAACUCAGUUUGUGCAAAAUGCUUCACAGGUCAUACUUACAUUGCUUGAUGAAGAGUUAGCUGAAGAAAACCAAUGGCAGUUGACUUUUAGCGAAGGAAGUACAAGUUUGAGUCAUGGUUUCCUACGACUGGGCUUCAUUCCAUUUCGCAUAGAUUGUCCUGUAACCUCAUUGGCUUUUUCCACCACUCACAUCAACUACCUUCUUACCAUUCAUGGCUCACCACAUGAGGCAACAGAAACACCUGAGUUGGAUGAAAAAGGUAUCAUAUGUGUGUGGAAUAUCAAUAAUCCAUCCAAACCUGAAGAGUAA